Messenger RNA from Acaulospora morrowiae, 789 nucleotides. Lineage: Eukaryota; Fungi; Glomeromycota; Glomeromycetes; Diversisporales; Acaulosporaceae. The record is from the annotation of a GenBank genome assembly.
AUGGACAUGUCAAAUACGGAAAAACCGAUCGAGAAAAAGGGUCAUAGUGAUGAUCGCAUAAUAUUAAAUAUCGGUGGCGUGAAGUACGAAACGUAUCGAUCAACUCUAACAGCUCAUCAAGACACGCUUCUCGGUACAAUGUUCCAGGAACGUAACCAAAAUCUACUUCAUCCUACCAAUGAAAAUGAAUACUUUUUUGAUCGAGAUGGUAUCAUAUUUCGUUAUAUCAUGCAGUUCUACCGUACCGGAGAAAUAUUUUGGCCCGAGGAUACAAAUUACAUCACAGAUUCCACUCAGAACCUUCAUAUCUCUCGUCGAGAACUCGAACUCGAGUUUGAUUUCUUUCAAAUUCCGGUGCCGGGUCGCGGCGAAAUAGAUAAAACCGGAGCUGUGUCAUUAGUGGAUGGAUUUCUAAAUGCACUGGAUUCGGUGGCAAAUCACGUUAUCAAGAAAUACAAUGCAACAAUUCGUGUACAAUUUAGAUUAGGAAUGUUGGAAUAUGAGGUGGAUGAGGACAUAGAAUCGUUAGCGAAGGAGAUAUUAGAUCCAUUCAAGUUGGUGGGAUAUAAGAUAUUAUCAAAAUUCAGUAAAGAGAUUGCUUCGUAUUUGAUGAAGAAUCACAGUUGCUUAAAUUCGAAAGUCGUGAGAAAACCUAAUAAAGGUUACUAUGAGAUUAGGAUGAUGGUGAAAGAAUUUGAUGAAUUUGAUGAACAAACGGUAUUUAAGUAUUCUAAGCUGGCGAAUGUUGUUGAGUCUGCGAAGGUGAUGUAUGAUGACGAGGAAGAUUAG